This is a messenger RNA of Diachasma alloeum, 12800 nucleotides long. It is a transcript of the gene bchs, whose product is annotated as WD repeat and FYVE domain-containing protein 3. Gene Ontology annotation, molecular function: protein binding; metal ion binding. The coding region runs from base 391 to 10698 and encodes 3435 amino acids. Lineage: Eukaryota; Metazoa; Arthropoda; Insecta; Hymenoptera; Braconidae. The record is from RefSeq and is a predicted model, not a curated record. The transcript is spliced from 4 exons.
UCAAGUGCUCCUCACUCCGGCUGAAUGUCAGUGCAUGUAAAUCUCGUGAACCCCAUCAUGUCCCCGAAAAGGGUGAAAUGAUGUAGUGAAUUGGUGUGAAAAAGGGUUGAGCGCAGAAACCGAAAAAUUUUGGCAACUGAGGUUUUCUCAGGUAGUGAAGGGGAGUGGGGCGGUUACCGUGUGGUUAAAUACGUCUCCUUUUUGCGGAUGACACUUGCUCGGUCGCCUUGCUGGCGAUUUGACAGGGUGAGAUAAAAAAAAAUAAACAGAGAAUUAUCGAGAGCAUCGACAAGUGGAUAAUGCAGGCCUGGGGAGUGACGAUUGUCACGGGCAUCUGUCGACGAUUGAUUUUGUCAUCAAUUGCACGUUAAUCAGGGAAUUUAUUGAAAAAUGAACAUAAUGAGGAAAUUGAGGGGUGGCAACGCCGUGGGGGGAAUGGGCUCCAGUGGGACUGGAAGUGUGGAUGAUUGCAUGGGGGGCACCAAUCCACAACACACUGCACUUGGUCUGAUGCAUCUCAAGAAGCUUUUCUCGGAGUAUACUCAUCCACCUAAUCCACUGUCCGAGGCUGAGAAGGAUGAUAAACUUUAUAAUAUGCUGCCACUUUUUUGCAAGGUAUUCGGUUCAUCCCCCUCAACCGACAUGAACGAAAAAUUCUGGGACAUCCUAGCCUUCACCCAGCAAGUCUCAAAGCUGAUGGUCUCCGAAAUUCGUAGACGUGCCUCUAACCAGAGCACAGAAACCGCGAGUUGUGCAAUCGUAAAAUUCCUAGAGAUCGAGAAUAGCGAAGAAUCAUCCAACGGUUGGAUGCUGCUUUCCGCGUUAAACCUCCUAGCAGCAGGGGAUACCUCCCUGAUCCAAGCGAUGACAACCGCCGCAGUCCCCUCGACCCUCGUAAAAUGCCUCUACCUCUUUUUCGACCUUCCCGAAAUGUCUGACGUGGAGGCAGACACUCGCGACGCCGAGAGUGAGUUUAGCCCCCGUGAGCGUAGAAUCCUCCUCCAAAAGAUAUUCGUGCAGCUCCUGGUGCGCCUUUGCAGCCACCCAUACCCAGCUGAGGAGCUCGCCCGAAAGGACGACCUGACCCUCCUCUUCUCAGCGAUAACAACAGGCUGUCCCCAAUACAACGUAAUGUGGCGAAAGAGCGCUGCUGAGGUUCUCAUGACCCUCUCGCGUCACGGUUUAACCCAGAACGUUGUCGCCUACAUCCACAACAAGGGCUGCAUAGCCCUCUGCAUCGACAACAUGCAACGUGUACCUGAAUUAGCGCCCCUAGAAGUUGUCGAGAUGUUCGUAACUGUUUUCUGUUUCCUAAAAGACUCCAGCGAAGUGUCGCAAACACUGCUGGACGACUUCCGGUCAUGCCAGGGUUACAUAUUCCUGUCUGAAUUUCUCCUGAGGCACGCGCCCUCGAGACUGGAGCAGGAGGAGAAGGGCGAGGCCCAGGACGCAAUAAGAAAUCUCGUCCUGAUGCUAGCGUCCUUAACGAUGUGUGGGCACACAGAGCUGAAGCCCUCUCAAGCCAGCAUGGGCUCACUGUUCCAAAUAAUGGGCUUUACUCUCCCUCAACCCAGCAAUCGAGGGGGCUCAGUCAGGAACAUUCAGGCCUUUCAAGUCCUUCAAUCAGUUUUCGUUAAGUCAAAUUCACCACUCCUUUGCUGCACUAUUCUCGAUGCCAUAUCAAGUGUUUAUCACAGUGACAAUGCCAACUACUUCAUACUCGAGGGACAGAAUACAUUAUCACAAUUUGCUGAGAAAAUCCAUCUUAAAAAUCCAGAGAUACAGGAGAAAUUCUUUCAAUUACUCGAAUUUAUCGUAUUCCAGUUGAACUUUGUGCCUUGCAAGGAGCUCAUAUCUCUGUCGAUAUUACUAAAGUCAAAUAAUUCAGUCAAUUGUUGUAUAAUGUGCAUGGAGACACUGUUGAACAUACUUAGACAUAAUGUUAUAUUCAAGGAUGUAUACAGGGAAGUUGGUAUGCUUGAGGUAUUUGUUACGUGUCUUCAUCGUUAUGCUACAUUGUUGAAGGACAAACAGUCGGCUAAUGAUCAGGGUCUCGAGUACAAAAUGUGUGUUGAGCAGGAGAGGAUGGGGGCACUGGUGAUGGAGGCAUUGACAACAUUGCUAGCUGGUAAUGUCCAGAAUGCUAAUGUCUUCAGAGAGUGCACGGGUGCAAGGUGUGCGCACAAUCUAGUCCCUCACCUCGACUGCCGACAUCAGGCCCUGGGAAUCGUGAGGGAAUUGAUACUGUCAGCUGGGGGGGACGACGACAUGGCGACCCUUCUGGGGAUAAUGCACUCGGCGCCCCCUAAUGCCCUCGUCCUCAAGACCCACAUUCUGAAGACACUGUUGGCUUGUCUGAGGGAGUCCCACAGGACUCGAACAGUCUUUAGGAAAGUCGGGGGGUUCGUCUACGUGAUGUCUGUUCUGGUUUCUCUGGAGGGACAGUUGGGCUCUCAGCCACCGAAGCCGGUGGAGCCCUGCAAUGAUAUCCCACAGAGGAGCCAGCAAGACGAGAACCAACUUUUGACACUCCUCCAUGUCGUCUUCCACACGAUAAGCACAGCUAUGAGGUUCGAGCCGGCAAAUGCCAAGUUUUUUCACCUUGAGAUAUGCCAGUCGAGUCUCUGUGACACCCUCAGGCUCCUCGGGUGUUUCUCGUCUCAGGUGAGACUCGGGGAGAUGAACAUGAGACCCACCAUGAAUUUCCAUAACACUCUUACGAGCCUGUUCAAUGGAAGUGUCGUGGAGCCCUCGUUCCCCCCGGAGAUGCCGAAGAACCUGGCUUACGCCUGUCUCUUGAUGAGACUCCUGUACGACGUCGCCCUCGACACCUUCGACAAACCAAAUUUCGCUGCUAUUGGCACGCGUUCGCCCUCCCACCGACAAUCAUCAAACCUGGAGAACCAGAAGUCUCUGGAUUCCCCAGGAAGCGGAAAAAGGGCAGCUGUUAGCUCUCUUAACCUGAACCCCCCGGUGCCAGAACCCAUCAUCGUGCACCCGGGUAUCGUAGUAGGAAUGCUGCACCUCGUGCCGUCGAUAGAAGAGCCCUCCCUCCCGGAAUUCGCUCUAGCCCUCCAGAUCUACGUAGCCGAGGUAAUAAAGAGCCUCGUAAGGACCGAGAGGAAUCAGCAAGUGAUGUGUGACUCAGGGAUGGCAGGGGAACUCUUGACCAUGGGGAGGAUAGCCCUACAGGACGAGACCCAUCCCCUGCAUCAGCCCUUACAGUACAUCAUUGAGAGGCUUGCGGCGCAGUCCCUCGAGCCGAAGGACCUCCGUGAGUUCUUCAGACUGGGGGAUCCUCUCUGCUGCAUCUCCUUGGAUGAUAUCGACCAGAACAAGCCAAGAGGAGGACCCGUUCCGUUAACACGGAUAAAGACUCUCGUCUCCAUGACGACGCCCAAGGACUUCAGGGCUCACGGCUCCUGCACGCUUCCACCGUUCGUCGAAUUCGACAUGAGUGCAGAGGGCUUCGCUUGUCUCUAUCUACCGAGCAUUGCUCCCCAGAGCACAACCCCUCCGACAGUGGUAUCAGCUGACAACAGCGUCCUGGGGGGGAUUGGCUCUGGGGACCGGCUCUUCCCCCCCCAGACGGGGCUGACCUACAGCACGUGGAUCUGCGUGGACAAAUUUUCCGAUUGCAAGACGGAUCCUCACUGUGUCAGACUGCUGACGCUUGUCAGAAGCCCACCCUCGGGGGCUCGGGACCUCAUCUGCUUCGCGGCUGUCCUCAGCGCCAGGGACAAAGCCAUUAUAGUCUCGACGCAAGAGAUAACUAUGCCUCAGAGCAUCGGAGAGUGGGAGCCGGAGGGGAUCGGUGAGAGCGGAGCUCGGGUCUGGUGUCCUGAUCUCCUCCAUGAGGGACAGUGGCAUCACAUCGCGAUCGUUCUUAACAGGGCUGUCCUGAAGAACUCAAGCUUCUCGCUAUACCUAGAUGGCCAACAUAUACAGAGCCAGAAGCUUCAUUACAUCUCACAAACGCCGGGUGGUGGCGCUGCGAACCUAACGGUGGCGUCCCCGGUCUAUGGGUACAUUGGGACUCCCCCUUGUUGGAGGAGAUACUCGAGAUUAACUUGGAAACAGGGGCCGUGCCACUUGGUUGAGGAAGUCUUCAACUCUCAGAAUAUAUUAACGCUUUUCAAGCUUGGUCCUCAUUACAUGGGAAGCAUGCAGGCACCCCAGUUCAUAGGCCCCGAACCCUUCCCGGCACUUCUGGCCGAGGAGAAAGUGGUCUUUGGUUUGAACGCCAAAGCGAUGUCGCAGUUGACGCUUGCUAAGAUCAGAAAGGUUUACAGUAGAGCUGACAACAAGUCUAUAGCUAAGCAGCUUGGCAUGUCUUCUCAUGAGAAUGCAACACCUAUCAGAGUUCUUCAUAACUCGGCGGGGCACCUCAGUGGCCCAGCCAGAGCUCUUGGUGGCGUUGUCGUGGGGUACCUAGGGGUGAGGGUCUUCAACCCUCGUCCGGUGGCGACGACGAUAGAUAAUGUCGGAGGGUGCUCUGUUCUCCUCGGCCUGAUCGCAAUGGCGCAGGACGUGGAGUCCCUCUACGCUGCGGUGAAGGCACUCGUCUGCGUCGUGAGGUCUAAUCAAGCAGCGCAGCAGGAGAUGGAUCGUCGGAGGGGGUACCAGACCCUCGCGAUGUUACUGAGGAGAAAGUGCCCUUUACUGAACAGCCACAUUCUGCAUCUGACCUUCAGCCUCGUGGGUACCGUAGACAGCGGACGAGAGACAAGUGCCAUUCCAAACGUUACAGCGUUCCAAGAUCUCCUCUGUGACCUUCAGGUGUGGCACGAGGCACCUGGUGAACUCCUUCGUUCAUUACUGGAACAUCUUUACGAGCUUGUCGCAGAGUCCAACGAGAAGCGAACCAACCUGAGACUCAUGAGGGAUCUUCAACUCGUUCAUAAACUCCUUCACAUUCUCAGCGAAGUGAAGCAGAACUCCACGAGGCAGGUGUUGCUGGCACUUUUGAGUAUUCUUCUGGCGCAGCCCAGGCAAGCUGACCUCCUCUGGUUCGGUCAGUUCAUCGUGGCCACACUGCCAGUCAUGUCGGAGAAGCAUCUCGUGCCGAGGGAGAACGAAGGACCGAAGGAGGGAGAGGGCGAGAUCAUUCUACUGAGGAACAGAUGUCUCCAGCUCCUUCAUUCGUUGUUAUUCAACGGGAACAAGGUCAACGCCACCAUGUGCGACGAACUGGCAAAGGUUCUGGGGCUCGACUGGGUUCUCUUGUUCCUCCAACCUGGUCUCCACAGUACGACAGUCGUCUGGGGACUGCGGAUCCUCGUGGCGAUCUGUUCGGUCCAACCGAUUCUCCAGAAAUUCAAGGACGGUACCAGUAACGGCGGCUGGUUAAGACACACCGAUCAUAAUAAGAUGGCAAUGGCCCUUGGUUGUCAGCAACAAAAUGCCCCUGGAGAGGUCAAACCCUCGGGUCUUCACGUUCCAGGUUUUCAGCAUCUGGGAUGGCUACUACCUCAACACGUCGACCUUGUCCCAGAACUUUAUUUCCUUUUUAUAGCCCUGAUGAUGGGACAACCCAUCAAACUACUGCCAGCUGACUCCAAACUCGAGCUUGAUAACGUCUGGAACUUCAUGUUUGGAGUACCCGCCAAUCACUCAUUAUCAUCAUUUGCAUCUAAGAUCAAUCUCUGUCCAGAUGCUGUUGUUACACUCCUCGCUAUGGUCAGAACCAUGCUCAACAUGCACUUCAACUCACCGGAUGGUAUACCGGAGUGGCUGAACGACUACCCUGUAACCAUCAUCCAAUUUCUAUUCUUCCUCUAUCAUAACUUCACGGACUUUAUGCAGGUGUUUAUGUCGGCUGAGGUACUGGGAGCCCUCGCAGGGACCCUAUUCCCGAAGCCUUUGAGUGGUUCUCAAGACAGCAGUGGUGCCAGCACACCAGCUGACGACCAAGAACCAGUCCUCGUGAGGUCACCCUCCAAGGACAUUGGAUUGACGAAUCAUUCAGCCAGAAAAUUCGUGAUGGACUUCCUUCGAGUCAUCGUCGUUGACUCCUUGUCACUACCUGUCACAGCAAAGUCCCCAAGGGUCAUCGAUCUCGUCCUGGAGGCCUGGCCGGAGUACGCCUCCACUGGUCAGCAGACGAGAUACCAGACCGAAAUCCUAUCGAUUCUUAUGGAGCAUCUUCUGGCUGCUGAUGUUCUCAUCGGCGAGCAGGCAGCAUUGCCUGUCGUUCCUGGAGGGUCCACCAACAACAUCACGAGUAAUGUCUGUUACGUAGCUGCGAGGAUAGUGGAUAAACUCUGGCAAGGGGCGCUGACGAAGGACCCCCACGAGAUCUUCGACUUCAUAGUCAAACUUAUUGGCCAAGCCAAAAGACGACCAGGAGCUGUCAGUAUGGAGGGUCUCCACCAGUGUCUCAACAGAACGAUUCUCUUCCUGCUGUCGAGAACAACAGACUCCAUCGCUGAUCAGAUGGCAGUGCUAGAGGCCCUCCACAAGCUGACGACCCACCGUCUCCUGGUCUUCGGCGCUGGCAACCACGAGCCCGAAUUCAUCAGCUGUUUGACAUACUGCCUGCUUCAGCUGACAGCAGACAUCAAGAUCAUGCUGGACACCAACAUGAAGACCACGUGGCACGUCAAUCCUCAGGUAGAGUCCAGUGACGACCGUCUGACCUCACACCAAGGCCACAAUCUCAUGGCGGUGGCUGCCACACGUGUCUGGGAGGAGCUGUACGUCUGCAAGAAACCGGCGAUCGAAGAAGUCUUCAAGAUCACUCUCCCCCCGCCGAUCGGAAACGAAAGGGCCCCGGAGCUCUCAGUGGUGCGAGAGUUAGUUCACGAACAGGCGACGAGGCUCUGGCUCAACUACGUGGUUCUAGAGAGAAAGGCUUCGUACAGGGGCCCCUGGGAACUCCACAACCAGAUUCAAUCGAAGAUCCAGAAAGUGACGGGGGGUCUUACACGAUUAGCCAGCAGGACAAAAGUCAGGAAGGAAGAGUCCAUCCGACCGAGAUUGAGACUCCACCACAGCACAGUCGCCCAGUGGACCGAGCAACACGUAGCUCUAGUCCGAGAACUAGCGGCUUCUAAGAAACUACAGCAGCAGCAAACGUACCAACACACUCAGCGAUACGUCUACCAGGAAUGGCUGCAAACAGAAACCGAAUUGACGAGGGAGCGGGGUCUGUGGGGCCCUCCCACCCCCACAAUCCUCGACAAAUGGAUGCUGGACAUGACCGAGGGCCCAUGCAGGAUGCGCAAGAAGAUGAUGAAGAACGAUCUCUUCUAUAUUCACUACCCCUACCGCCCGGAGCUGGAUCAUCCCGAUAAUAAACAGCUGAAGUACAAGGUGGCUUCGAGCAAUGACAGCAAGGAGUACUACCUGAAGCAACUGGGGAACAACUCAGGGAUGUUCGAGAGAGAACGGGAUCCCGUGAUUGAUGACACCCCUCUGAACGUCAAUGAAGGAUCGACUGAGAGCGAGCCUCCGAUGGUCCCCUGCACACUGGAACGCCAUGCCAGCGAGCCUGACGAGACCACUGAGGACAAUGAACAGGAGGAGGAGAACCAGGCUGUGCCUGAUAAUCAAACCUUGUUGAGAUUGCUUGAAGAACACGAGAAGAUCAGCCACAUGUUCAGGUGCGCUAGGAUCCAAGGGUUGGACACGACAGAAGGCUUGUUACUCUUCGGAAAGGAACACUUUUACGUGAUCGAUGGGUUUACCCUGCUGAAGAGCCGGGAGAUUCGGGACAUCGAGAGCCUUCCGGACGCCUACGAACCUAUUCUACCAUCUCCGGGGUCUCCCCGGAGGUCACGCGCCAUGAGGCAGUGCUCUAAGUUCAAUUACGAAGACAUCAGAGAGGUCCACAAGCGAAGGUACCUUCUCCAGCCGAUGGCGCUAGAAGUUUUCUCUGGGGACGGACGAAACUACCUCCUGGCGUUCCCGAGGAAAGUCAGGAACAAGGUGUACCAGAGGUUCAUGACGUUCGCAACGGCAAUCGCUGACAGCGCACAUCAGUCCGUAGCGGGACAGAAGAGGACAGCUAAUGUGGAACAAGCAACAGGACUCUUGUCUAAUCUCAUUGGAGAGACAUCUGUCACGCAACGUUGGGUCAGAGGGGAAAUCUCCAACUUCCAGUAUCUGAUGCAUUUGAACACCCUGGCAGGCCGGAGUUACAACGACCUGAUGCAAUACCCGAUCUUCCCCUGGAUCCUAGCUGAUUAUGACACUGAGGAGAUUGACUUCAAUGAUCCCUCGACGUUCAGGGACUUUACGAAGCCGAUGGGAGCUCAAAGCCCUGAAAGACUCUUGCAGUUCAAGAAGAGGUACAAGGAGUGGGACGACCCACACGGGGAGACACCUCCGUACCACUUCGGCACCCACUACUCCUCAGCGAUGAUCGUCUGUUCGUAUCUCGUUCGGAUGGAGCCGUUCACUCAGCACUUCCUGCGGCUCCAGGGAGGGCACUUCGAUCUGGCUGACAGAAUGUUCAAUAGUGUCAAGGAGGCCUGGCUGUCUGCAUCAAAGCACAACAUGGCGGAUGUCAAGGAGCUGAUUCCCGAGUUCUUCUACCUUCCUGAGUUCCUGGAGAACUCUAACCACUUCGAUCUGGGGUCGAAGCAGUCAGGGGUUCAGCUCGGAGACAUCGUCCUACCACCAUGGGCCAAACAGGACCCCCGAGAGUUCAUCAGGGUCCAUAGACUAGCACUGGAAUGUGACUACGUCUCCCAGAACCUCCACCACUGGAUCGACCUGAUCUUCGGGUACAAGCAGAACGGUCCGGCAGCUGUGGACGCUGUCAACGUCUUUCACCAUCUGUUCUACGAGGGCAACGUUGACAUCUACAACAUCGAUGAUCCUUUGAAGAAGAACGCCACCAUAGGAUUCAUCAACAACUUCGGCCAGAUCCCGAAACAGCUGUUCAAGAAGCCCCACCCCUGCAAGAAGAUGAGUGUAAGAACCUCGGUGAUCGACCCCGGGCCGAUAACCCCGGGCCUCAGCAUCACAGCGUCUGACCGUCUCUUCUUCCACAAUCUAGACAACUUGAAGCCCUCAUUGCAACCGAUCAAGGAACUCAAGGGGCCGGUGGGCCAGAUCCUCCACGUCGACAAGUCUGUUCUCGCGGUGGAGCAGAACAAAUGCUUAAUCCCCCCGUCCUUCAACAAGUACGUCGCCUGGGGUUUCGCCGAUCACUCUCUGAGAAUAGGAAAUUACGACUCUGAAAAAGCAAUAUUCGUCUGCGAAGCGAUGAUGCAGAGCAGCGGAGAGAUUGUCGCCUGCGUAUGUCCGUCUUCCAAGCUGAUUGUGACCGCCGGUACCAGCUCGGUGGUGACGGUCUGGGAGUACUCGAAGCGUCAGUUAUCGAUAAAGCAAUGUCUGUAUGGUCAUACUGAAGCAGUCACCUGUCUUGCGUGUUCUCCAGCUUACAACGUCAUCGUGUCCGGCUCCAGAGAUGGCACAGCCAUCAUCUGGGACCUCUCGAGAUGCCUCUUCGUAAGGCAGCUGAGAGGCCAUGCUGGACCGGUGGCUGCAGUCGCCAUUAACGAUCUGACAGGUGACAUCGCCACGUGUGCAGCAACCUGGCUGCACGUCUGGAGUAUCAACGGGGAGGAGCUAGCCAGUGUCAACACAUGCGUCGGUCGAGCUGACAGGAUGCAGCAGAUCCUCUGUGUUGCCUUCAGCCAGACACACGAGUGGGACUCGCAGAACGUUGUUAUGACGGGGUCCACUGACGGCGUCGCCAGGAUGUGGUCCAUGGAUUACGUUCAGGUACCCGCAGAGGAGGACAAACCCGAGGAAACCGUCGUCAGAGAGACUAAACGCCAGCUGACUGAGGAACAGGACAGAACGCAAAACACCAAGAAGAGGGUUCACGAACUGGUGAAACAGAUGAGCAUUUCUGCGGAGGAGUCUGGGAUGCUGAUGAAGAGUGGAUCUGAGAGUAGUUUGUCGGAGGCUGAGGGCUCCAAGGAAGCCCUCAGGGUUCAUGAGGAGAAGGAGGAGUGCUCUGACAAUGAAUCAAGCAAUGGUUCCGGUCAUAAGAGCUCGUCGAGAAGUGCUCAGUCACCGACGGUUGUAUUGAGGAGAAAGAGUCGGGGGAAUCCCAUGUUUAGGAAGAGCGAGGGUGGGGGGAGGGCGGAUAGCGAGGGGACACGAGUGGAUGAAGCUAGUAGCGCUCCGGUCGACUCGGAGGGAGCUCUCAGGACCAGCAAGAGUGACACCAGUCUCACCGAUAGCUUCGUGAUGGUGAACGAGGCAGAUACCAAACCCAAGAGGAUCAAUCCUCAGAAUAUCCUAAGGGAGGGGUUCAAGUGGCAGAGACAGCUUGUUUUCAGGAGCAAGUUGACGAUGCACACGGCGUAUGAUAGAAAGGAUAAUGCGGAGCCUGCCUCCAUUGCUGCUCUCGCUGUCUCCAGGGAUCACAGGACUGUUUAUGUGGGGGACACCAGGGGGAGGGUUUUCUCGUGGAGUGUUUGUGAGCAGCCUGGGAGAACUGUUGCUGAUCACUGGUUGAAGGAUGAAGGGGCAGAUUCUUGUGUGGGGUGUGGAGUCCGGUUUAAUAUUUAUGAGAGGAGGCAUCACUGCAGGAAUUGCGGCCAAGUCUUCUGUUCUAAAUGCAGCAGAUUUGAAUCCAAAAUAUCACGACUAGGAAUAUUGAAGCCUGUACGUGUCUGCCAGGGAUGCUACGCCUCCCUGAGAUCCCAGAAUUCAAUGGAAAGCAACAAUACCUAAUACCUGAAUUCCAAAGCCAGAUUUCUACGUAGUUAGAUGACUCUAAUGAAACCACCAAAUGUCCUUCCAGAUGAUUUUAUUAUCGAGGCAAUUCCAAUCUACGUGAGUAUCAUAUUUUCACAGAGUUCAUUAAUUCAUUGAAACAACACCGUUUAUUGAAAUUGGAUAUCUUCGAUGUGAUGAUUUUUCAGUCGUGGCCCUGUCGAAGAUUGAUAAUUUUUUUUUUCUCAUCAUUGUUUCUCAGAGAAAUAUAAAGAAAAAUAGGUUGAUAGGGAUCGUUGAUAGAUGAGCCUACAGAAUUAUUUGUUUCUGUUCCCCAAUGGGGAUGAUGUUAAUCGUAUUUCUGUACAAUGUAUAAUCAUGAAUGUUAGGAUUUAAGGGCUGAUGCAUUACUUACAAUCUGUGAUUUUUUUACUCGUCUCGUAACGAAUUAUUUUCCAAUAAGUUUUUUUAAAUUUUAUUUUCAUUGAGGGAUGUUUUAAUGAGAAUUAUUAAUUUACGGUUCUUGUAAGUUUUAUUUCUUUUGACAAUUUUUAUUCAUUUCAUAAAUUUAUUUUAGUUGAUUUAUCAAUCAUUUCAAGACACUGUGCUAUCAUAGACAAUACCAUAUUCGCAUAAAAUGUCUGAACAAAAUAAUAAAGUGAACAAAUACCUUAAGAAAAAUUCAUCUGAAAAAAAAAUGAUAAAAAUUCCAUAAAAAGCAAAAAAUGAGGGGAAAAUUUGAUACAAAAAAAUAAUGAGAAUGAGAAACGUAAACGGCUUAGACUAGAGUUAUCAUACGUGUGUAUAGAAUUUAAUGUGGAAUUAUGUAGACAUUAGUGCAUAACAAUCAAGACCUAUUGAGACAUGAGUUAUUGAUGAGAGGGCAUGGGAAAUUUUCGAGUGACAAUCGACUAUCGAUCAAUGGAUUGAACCAUUCUCCGAAGAUUUCUGAAGCCGAUAAAUUCUAAAGGAUGAUAAAUUAUUCAAGAAUGAAGUAUUAAUUAACGGUGUCCCCCGUUGCAUCAAAGAGAAGCCAAAUGUAUCACAGAAAAAAGGCUGAAUCAGUGCUGUAUAAAGAAAAUUAUAAAACACGAUCAAUAUUCUCUAUUGUUACAUUAUGAAUUAGUUGAAUUGAAUAUCUUAGAUGAGGGAUAGUUGAUAGAGGGGAUUGAGAGGAAUAAUUAGUGAAUGUUCAAGCCCACAGAAUAGUGAAGAUGAAUUAAAUGGAUAAUUAGGCAUGCAAAGGGGAAAAGUCAGUCAUUUUUUCAUUGAUUGCAUUUUUAUUCUACUCUUUCUGAAAUUAUUUUUCGCAAAUUGACAUUUUAGGAUUUUUUAUCGUUGGUAAAAUGAGAUUGUGACAGUGUUUCGUCGACAUACGCAUAUUUUACUGUGUAAAAUUUAUUCGAUAUAAAGGCACAGCAGGAUAGUUUCUAGUCACGAGUGUGUGUCGGUGCCUUUUGUAUGAAUUUCGUCAGAUUGCUUUAAUUCUACGUUUAUCCGAUUUUUUUCCAACAGAAUUAACGAAUCAGUAUGGAUUAUCGAUUUUUUUAGGAAUAUUCGACAGUAUUAUAAAUUGAUUUUAAUAUAUUUUGAAUUGUAUAUAAGGACAUUUUUUAUCGCAUCUCGAUGUUAUAAUUUUGUUUUAAUCAAAAAUUAUAUAAUUUCCGAUAAAGUCAGAUUUCAUGUAUUUCUUCAUUAUAACAAUCAUUUCAAUUAAUUGUGAUAUUACAUUCGGUUUUUUUCCAUCAAUUAAGGUCUCAGUGUUGUUUACAAAUUGAGAGAUGAUUUGUUAAAAUCGAGGGAAAUCAUUUUUUUUCUGAUAACUGUAGCAAUGGUACAUGUGAAUAAUAUACUAUACCAGCUGAGAGAAUGAUGAAUAAUAAAAAUCAACUAAUUUGUUACAUUAAACGGAAAAUAAACAUGAUUUUGAUUAAUAGCCACUGAAUAUCUUGAAGUGUAUAUAAUGACGCAAGCAAUUGAAUAAUAAAGAGGAAGUUAUGGUUACAUAGCACCCGAUGGCUUUUAUCGCCCAGACACAGAGCACGAUCAGUAGAUUAUAAAUUGAUUAUACAUACCAAAGGAAAUAAAGAUGAAUGAAAUAAAUAUAUAUUAUACAUGAC